This is a messenger RNA of Pseudophryne corroboree (corroboree frog), 1907 nucleotides long. It is a transcript of the gene LSM14A, whose product is annotated as LSM14A mRNA processing body assembly factor. Gene Ontology annotation, biological process: cytoplasmic stress granule assembly; P-body assembly. Gene Ontology annotation, molecular function: mRNA binding. The record is from RefSeq and is a predicted model, not a curated record. The coding region runs from base 155 to 1462 and encodes 435 amino acids. The transcript is spliced from 9 exons. Lineage: Eukaryota; Metazoa; Chordata; Amphibia; Anura; Myobatrachidae. Gene Ontology annotation, cellular component: P-body.
CGCAGCUCCCGGCGUGCACCGCGCAGGAAGAUGAAGGCUGCGGCGGCCAUGUUGCUGUAGGCUCUGGCCCUGUCCGGAGAGCGCAGGAGGGAACGGCCGACGGAGGCAGCACCCGGGCGGCGGCAAUCCGCAUCCAUCCGGCCGGGGAGUCACCAUGAGCGGGGGGACGCCGUACAUCGGCAGCAAGAUCAGCCUCAUCUCCAAGGCGGAGAUCCGGUAUGAGGGCAUCCUGUACACCAUCGACACCGAGAACUCCACCGUGGCCCUGGCCAAAGUUCGUUCAUUUGGAACAGAGGAUCGACCAACAGACCGACCUAUUCCUCCCCGAGAUGAAGUGUUCGAGUACAUCAUAUUCCGGGGGAGUGAUAUCAAGGAUCUCACCGUGUGUGAACCCCCAAAACCCCAGUGCUCCUUACCGCAAGACCCUGCAAUAGUCCAGUCCUCUCUAGGGUCUUCUGCAUCGUCUUCGUUUCAGAGUGUAAGCUCCUAUGCUCCGUUCAGCCGGAUGCCGACGUACAGCCAGUUUAACUCCAGCCCCCUGGUACCUCAGCAGUUUGGAGCGGUCGGCGUCGGGCGCUCGAGUCCUCUGCUAGACCCCUUACGGAAGAGUCCUACGCUCGAACAGGGUGUUCAGACGGCCCCAGCAGUACAGGCGCCGGUGGUGGCAGCAAUUGGCAGGAGAAGUCCGGUAACUUCUAGAUCUGUGCUACCCACCAGCCAAAAGACAUUGGAGAGCCAAGAACAGAGGAAAGCCGAAACGCACAGAGCUCCGAGACCAGACAUAGACCUGCUCAGGAACGACAAACAGGAUCCCAGCAAGAGACAAACUGGUAAUUCAUACGUGGCACUAGCCCCUCCUCCCCCUAGGAGAAGCCGUGGUGGUCAUCGGGGGGGCAGAGGAAGAUUUAACAUUAGACGAGACGGGCCGAUGAAGUUUGAAAAAGACUUUGACUUUGAGAGCGCUAACGCGCAGUUCAACAAAGAGGAUAUCGACAGGGAAUUUCACAAUAAAUUAAAGCUAAAAGAUGACAAACCAGAGAAGCCAGUGAAUGGGGAGGAUAAAGCGGACUCCGGGGUGGACACUCAGAACAGUGAAGGAAACGUGGAGGAGGAGGAGGCAGCAGCGAGCCUUUAUUAUGAUAAAACCAAAUCCUUCUUCGACAACAUCUCUUGUGACAAUAACAGAGAUCGAAGACCCACGUGGGCCGAGGAAAGGAGGAUUAAUGCAGAGACAUUUGGACUUCCUCUGCGUUCAAACAGGGGUCGUGGGGGUUACAGAGGUAGAGGUGGUGGGGGCAUGGGGUACCGUGGAGGCAGAGGCCGCGGUGAGAGGAGAGGCCCUCCUGGAGGUGGUGCCUUUGGGGCACCUCGAAGUUACCGUGGUGGUUACAGAGGAGGAGGACGCGGGGGGAGAGAAUUUGGAGACUACGAGUACAGGAAAGACAACAAGGUUGCUGCAUAGAAGCAGAUGAAUCUUUUUUUUAAGAAAAAAAACGAAAACAAAAAAAUAUUUGCAGUCCAGAGAACUCGUUUUCUGUCUUUUGUGAAGAAUGAAGCUGAACUUGCUGUUCAUCUGGUCACCAGCACUGGGGAAGGGGGGGGGGGUUGGACUGCCUCAUUAGAGCUUCUUCAGUGCAGCGGGCUCUUUCUGAAUUGCUCAAUUCACAGAUUCCGCGGCCCCUGCAAAACUAAAGGACUUGGAGCAGUUGGCGGUUCUGCAAUUUUCUGUUUGAACAACAAAGGCCAUCUUUGAAAAUGUUGAGCAUUAAAUAUAUUUGAAAUAGACUGAAGUAAUUUUGGUAUACAUAGUUUAACACAGAGGGGUCAGUAUGAUGAAAUUGAAGUUUGGAUUUUUUUGGUUUUAUUCCACAUCUAGUAAAUGGGAGAAUUAUACAGAAUGCCGUUAA